AAUUUACGUCUAGAAGCAAAACAAUGCUUUAUUUGAUUGGUUUAGGUUUGGGGGAUGCCAAAGAUAUUAGUGUAAGAGGACUAGAGGUUGUUAAAAGUGCCAAGAAAGUGUUUUUAGAGGCUUACACGUCAAUCCUGUCAGUUGACAAGGAAUCCCUCGAGGAWUUAUACGGACGUGAAGUUAUCCUGGCUGAUAGAGAUUUAGUAGAGCAGCAAUCAGAUACCAUUCUGUCAGAUGCAAAAGAURAUGACGUAGCAUUCCUUGUAGUGGGCGACCCAUUUGGGGCCACUACUCAUACAGACCUUGUUAUAAGAGCUCGUCAGUUAAACAUCCCUUACAAAACUCUACAUAACGCUUCUAUAUUAAAUGCUAUAGGAUGCUGUGGUUUACAGUUGUACAGUUAUGGAGAGACAGUAUCCAUAGUAUUUUGGACAGACGACUGGAAGCCUGAUAGUUUUUACGAUAAAAUUGCAUUAAAUAGGAAAAGAGGUUUACAUACUCUUUGUUUACUUGAUAUCAAAGUUAAAGAACAAACUAUAGAAAAUAUGAUGAGAGGUCGCAAAAUCUACGAACCGCCAAGAUACAUGAGUGUUAGCGAUGCAGUUAAACAACUGUUAGAAAUACCAAAACUACGUAACUUAACAUCUGAAGAAUCAGYAUACGAUGAAGACACGUUAGCUGUUGGUCUAGCAAGGAUAGGUUCCGACACUCAGCAAAUUGUUUUUGGUCCAAUGAAAGAUUUCGUAUCKUACGACUUGGGACCACCACUGCACUCUCUUGUGAUUCCUGGAGAAAUGCAUUUCCUUGAAAAAGAAAUGUUAAAAGAAUUUGCUAUUGAAUUAGGCGCUGCAAAUCAAUAACAGACCUGUACAUCGCGUAUAGUGCUUCGUUUCAAUCCGUAUCCCUUUUAUCUUUAGUAAGUCUCAGAAGAACAGUGACAGCAUACUUAACUUGAACACGGAGUUAUAUCGACCAGCAAUGACCUACAUGGUAUUGGAAAAUUAUCAAAGCAUUCGCUUAAAGUGCUCAUGAGUACCCAAGUCCUGUCGCACAGGAAGCCCGACAAAAGGGUAGGCUACGAAGGAGACUAAUUACUCGCGGAAUCUGCGCAUGACAAUCAUCUGUUUUGAAGAGCCCAUGUUCACUUCGGGCAUGCGUAGUGAGGAAUUUUGGCGCUUCUCGAAAAGUCCCUAUAAACCUCUUCGUGGAAACGUUCUUCAUUCGAAAGACUGUACAUUUCAAUGUUUUCAGCUAUAGACUUUUGUUCUCGGAAUUUUAAGUAUUUGAAAUAUUGAAAAUCUAAAUAUAUUACGUCAACCUAUUUCUUUGAUGUACAACAAAAUACCAUUUCGCAUUGCAUUUUGUCUAGAAUCUGCCACUGUCGCGCUAAAGUGGAGCCAAACUCAAUUGAUAAAUACGUCGAGCUCUUAAUGUGCUAUCAAAAUUGGAACUAUUUGGUUCGGCGCGGCGCUGGCUCCACGCAUGAACCGUGCCUUGGUAACUCGGUAGUUCUGGGAAGUGGCGUUGAUUGCGGGGGAGGCUUGUUUUYGAAAUUUUUUUGAACUUCGCUUGAAGAAGGGGGGUAUAAAAACGAGUAUGAUAUCAGAAUGCACUAUUUUGUAUACAAAACCAUAUAACCCAUUAAAUUUCGCCUGCGAUGUUA
Exaiptasia diaphana is the source of this 1663-nucleotide messenger RNA. RefSeq names its product diphthine methyl ester synthase. The record is from RefSeq and is a predicted model, not a curated record. Gene Ontology annotation, molecular function: diphthine synthase activity. Gene Ontology annotation, biological process: protein histidyl modification to diphthamide. Bases 24 to 860 code for a protein of 278 amino acids. The transcript is spliced from 9 exons. NCBI's taxonomy places the organism in Eukaryota, Metazoa, Cnidaria, Anthozoa, Actiniaria, Aiptasiidae.